GCUCAUCUCUCAGUUUCAUUGACUCCAUGUGAAACUCUGCUCAACUCAUGUUUUCACUGUGUUUUUUCUGUUUUUAACAUUCAGACUCUAUCGUCUUAGUUCUUCUUUCGUGUUGCACGUGUUUGCCCGAAUAAGAACCUACAAGUCUCGUGCGAAGCCGGUGCACGCACGAGACUCUUUAGGAGACUUGAGGAGCAACAGGAGGAUUUACGCACGAGCGAGACCCGCGGGGAAUAAUAAGGUGGAUUUAACGGAGACUUCUUUGACGCGCUGCGGUUCUCCUGAGUCUGUCACCGGCAGUCCCUGGACCUGUCUGACCCGGGAUAACAGCUGUCUGACCCGGGGUAGGCUUUCUGCUGUCUGAGCGUUUGCCCUCCAUCAUGAAGGUCUCCGCGGCCAGUGUGUCUGCACUGGUCAUGGUCUUAGUUCAGGCCCUGGUUCCUCCUGCUGCAGGAUACAGUCUGGAUCAGGACCACAGUCUGGAGUUUAAAGGCCCGCCUUCCUCCAUGUUCGGAUACUCAGUCCUGCUGUAUCGCCACAACACAGAGAGCUGGUUAGUUGUUGGAGCGCCAGUCGCAAACACAUCCUUCGAUGGUUCAAUGUCUCCAGGAGCUGUUCUCCGCUGCAGCAUCGCUGCUGUUGGACCCCGGGAAUGCCACCACAUGACUGCUGAUGUGACUCGGUGUGGAAAGACGUGUGAAGCCGAGCGUGAUCACCAGUGGAUGGGCGUCAGUUUAUCCAGACAACCUGAAAAGGAAGGAGGACACAUCCUGGCCUGUGGUCACCGCUGGAAGAACGUCUUCUACUCAAAGAAAGAUGGUCAGAACAACAAGCUUCCCAAUGGGGUGUGUUAUCGUUUUGGCAGCGACAUGAAAACUUACAAGGCUAUGAUCCCCUGUUACAGAGACCACCAAAGGAAGUUUGGGGAGGAUUAUGGAUCAUGUCAGGCGGGUAUUUCCAACUUCCUGACAGAGGAUCUGGUCAUCAUGGGGGCACCAGGGACAUCUUACUGGACGGGUUCAGUUCUGGUCUAUAACACCACCAGCGGGAAGAUUUCAGCCUACCUCGAUAAUGACAACACUGAAGCCGUCAAAUUUGGAAGCUACCUGGGCUAUUCUGUCGGAGCUGGUCACUUCCUGAGUCCUGCAAGUGUGGAGGUGGUGGGUGGAGCUCCACAAUACAAUCAGAAGGGAAAGGUCUUCAUCUUUACAGCAGACAACAGCGUGCUACGGAUUGUCGCGCAAGUGUCUGGAAAAGAGCUGGGAUCCUACUUCGGCUCCAGCGUCUGUGUGGUGGACCUAAACGCCGAUGGAUUGUCAGACCUGUUGGUCGGUGCUCCGAUGGCAACGGGCAACGUGAGAGAAGAAGGGAGAGUCCAUGUGUACAUCAACCAGGGGCAGGCAAAGCUAGAGGAGGAGCAGUUUCAGUUGACUGGCAGCAACGCCUACGCCGCCCGAUUUGGAGAGAGCAUCGCAGACCUGGGAGACCUGGAUGACGAUGGUUACCCUGAUGUGGCGAUUGGUGCUCCACAUGAAGACGACCUUAAAGGAGCCGUUUACAUCUACAAUGGCAGAAAAGAGGGCAUCUCAUCAACUCCAUCCCAGAGGAUUACUGGAUCCACCCUUGGCCAUGACCUCAGGAUGUUCGGCCAGUCGCUGAGCUCUGGCAUUGACAUUGAUGAUAACGGUUACAAAGAUGUGGCAGUUGGUGCGUUCCUUUCUGACUCAGCUGUGGUUCUCAGGACCCGUCCAGUGAUUCAAGUGAACGCGUCUUUGAUCCUGCCGGAGCAGAUCGACGAUCGGAUGGCGCUGUGCCGAGAGCUCAGGCAUCCAGCUCCCUGCUUUAACGUUACCAUCUGCUUCAGUGUCCAAUCCAGACAUUUCAGAGGGCACAUAGAUCUUCAGUAUAAUCUGACCUCUGACCUCCUCCAUAAACCCUCCUUCCCACCUCGGUUCUUUUUCCACGGUAACGGAUCGUCCAAUAUCACAAAUGAGCGUGUACGAGCACGACAGGGGCAUCUCACUUGUGUGACCCAUGUGGCUUACCAAAGGAAAGAUGUGAGGGACAUUUUUACGCCGGUUCAGUUUGUGGUUUCUUACAGUCUCAGGGAGACAAACAGCCGCAGAGCCUCUUCUACAUCCUUCCCUCCGUUAAAACCCAUUCUGCAGCGGAGCGCAGGACACCGCAACACCAUCACCAGCCAGACUCGGUUUGCUCGUUCCUGCUCCCUGGUGAACUGUUCGACAAACAUGCAGCUGUCAGCUCAUCUAGUGCUCCCACAUCAGCAGGAGUACUUUGCGCUGGGAUCCGGGCAGACUAUCAUGUUGAAAGCCUCACUGCUGAACUCUGGAGAUGAUGCCUUCCUGCCACGACUGACGCUACGGUUGCCGAGCAACAUCCACUACAUUAAAGUACUGCAAAAUGAGGACAAUGUGGUCAGAUGUGAUGUCACACAGGAAGUCAACGCUACAACAGUGGGUGUUGACUGCAGCGUCACCAGCUUCCUCCUUCCAGCGCACACCCAGCUGAAGAUCAGCUUUCUGUUGGAUGUCAACCAGAACAGCACACCUGGCCAAAACCUCAUCCACGUCAACGCCAGCAGUGAUAACUAUGAGAGGAGGGAAUAUCUCCAUGACAACUCCAUCAGCCUCACCCUUCCUCUCAAAUAUGGAGUCAACGUGAACAUCCACGGUUUUGUGACUCCCUCCUCUUUUGAAAUUGGAGAUGAAGACUUGAUUCCCACUAACUGCUAUUCAGAAAGCUUCAAUUACACAUACAAGGUGUUAAACUCCGGUCCCAGCAGAUCAGUCGACACUGUGGUUGAAAUUGCGCUGCCGAAGAUCCUCGCACCUUACCGUCACAGGCUGUUGCAAGUGAUCGAUUGGCAGUCGUCUCAAGGUGUGUGUUACAUCAGUGACACAACUGUUUCAGUCAUCAACGACUGCGACGUCCCUCAAGCUUCCUUCAUCAAACAACUCAUCUUCUUCUUUUCGCCCACCUCCACCCGUAGAAUGUUUUGUGGCCGCACUGAUAAGGCUUGUGAGUGGUUGGUGUGUCGCCUCGGUAAUUUGGAGGCGGGGAGAGAGGUCACCAUCCAACUGGAAGCCAACCUGAAUCCUGCCGUACUACGGCAAGCUCCGGGUCGCCAUGGGAUCAUGAUCCUGGAAAGCACAGCAGUGAUGUCAUCACCUAAACAAGAUAAUAACACCAUCCUGAUCCAGGAUCAUCCUGUAGCACAGGUAUUGGUGGAAGCUGUUUUUACCCAGAAACCCUCAGCAAUGGUGAAAAUCUUCAUUGUUGUUGUUAGUUUAGCUGUGGGGUUAACAAUCCUGGCAGCUCUCAUCUGGUGUCUGUGGAAGGCUGGAUUCUUCAAGAGAGAAUUACAUCAUAAGGAGGAAGAGUUCAACAGAGACAGCUGGGACUUCGUUCCCAAGCACAGCAAAAGAGAAAGCACUACCUAACCCGGAUUGUUCUCUCUGCCCGUGACCUGAUGGAGUUCACAUUGUACCUAUGAAAGAGUGUUUAUCAUGCCACGGUCUUACUGCAGCACUGUGGACGUCAUCGGUCAGUGAAAUCCGUCUAUGCUCCGAGGGUUUGAGUCUAACACGUGAGAGUGAACGCCUCCUGAAUCUGACUGUGACCUUUUAAACUAUUUUGCCGACAUGCCUUCACAAAAAGGAACCAGAGAAAUCCAAAGACCUGAAAGAAAAAAGACUGCAGUGUUCGAUGGAUAGAGGAUUAAUUAAAAGGGAAGUGAACCGGAAGUCAUCAAAUCUGAACCUAUCGGAAAGCCUCGGAGCUUCCUGGGAUUAAUGACCUUCAUUUUUUUUAGGAGAAAACAAAACAAAGAACAUCACUUUCUAUGAUCUCAGGUGAUUUAAACUUUGCCUCUGAUUGGCUCGUAGCUCUGGGAAACCUUCCUUUUGUCUGUGUAACUUAUUUUCUGAAUUUUGUUCACCUGCUGACCAAAACACACACACACACACACACACACACACACACACACACACACACACACACACACAAAGAGCUGACUCACUGGCUGUGCUGCAUCAUUUGACGCCUGUGGCUCACACUGGAUGUCGUCCAGCUGGAGGAAGAAGGUGAUGGCUGCUGGGAUUUGCUGGUAACAGGGGUGAUCACACCGUUUUUGCCUCCCACUAUUUGUUUUGGGAUGUGUCUCCUCUGCUUAAACCAGCAAAUUUUUAUGGCACAAUCAGCUCAUCUGAUGCAAAUCCACACAUUUUUGUUUUGCACAAAGUUAGUUCACUGAGCUAAUGCUGACCACUGGCUGGAUACUCCAAUGUGGAGGACAUGAUCAGCUUAUUAGCGCUAUCUGUUUUUACUUACCCUCCUGCUUUUGCAAACUGCUUCACCAUAGAGGAAACUGAGGGCAGUUUUGAAGUAGGAUUUAUAGAAAUUUCAGGGCAGAGGAUGGAAAAAUUAGCAGAAUGCAGGAUCUUUCUAAUACAGUGAAUCCUCCAUUGUGCUGCCUCCUGGUGCUAUGGUUCCUUAACCUCCCUCCCCGUGAGCCUCAUUUCACACUUGUUUGCAGUUUCUCUGACGCUUUGUCUUCAUUUUGGAAGCCAUGCAGGGAAGAAGAAAACAGGAAGCCAUGCUGGUAUGUGGAGGGAAAAACAAUGAGAACAAUGUACAGCCACAUGAGCACAAGUGCACCACGCAGGGCAGCUAGAAAUGAGCAUUUCUCCUCCACUCCUUCUCCUUUUGGGCCCAGGAGUGUCAAACACACAGAAUCAAACAUAAUGAGGCACGAAGGCUCUUUUAAUGUGGUAACAAUCACAAUGUGAUGCCCAUGAAAAAGUUUGUCCUGUGGGAGUUCUUUAAAUUAAAAUUAAUACAAAUAAAACAAGAGAGGAAAAAAACAUAAAUGUGAUGCAUUUUAAAUAAAGCACAUUUAAGGUUAACCACUCCUACCAGUGUGAGGUAGGUGGGAGAUCUAAUGAUCGACAACUACUUGAAAUCACCAUUUUUAAAAGAAUGUUUAUGGCCUGAGCUCUCAAAGUAAAGCUCCAUCUUCUGAACAGACGCAUCACAAACACUAAGUAAACAAGUUUGAUGUGGUCAGUUUUCUCAGUCAUACUUCCUAAAAUUGACACCUGGGCUUUUGAAACUGAGAACUUGUUGGUUCAAGUAAUAAAAAAACUUUUUAAAAAAAGCAUUGUGUUAACGGUCUCCAUGCAGACUGUUCACUCAGCUGCUGCCCUCCCCUCCGGUGUGCGUUUAAUACAAAUGCACCUCACAGAGUCACACCGAGUGUUUUAAUAUUUUAAUAAGUGACUUUGAUGUUCUUAUGUGAAGUUGUUCUGCACUGGAGAGUCUCACUGCUUUUAGCAACACUUUUCUAUUAAAAUAAAUGAUUUUCUAUUUAAACAGCUUGAUUUUUAUACUUUAUUCCAGUCGCAGUAUGAUUUGAGUCAAAAUGAGAAUCUACAUGCAAUGAAUACAUCAGGUCUGGUUUUGCUUCACCAUCGUCUGCACAGAUAGAAAAGUCACCUAUUAAUACCUUUAUUCAAACAUGAACCCUUUGGGAAUCAGUUUAGGUGAAAUAAACUGGGCUUUGAACACAAA
This is a messenger RNA of Oreochromis aureus, 5589 nucleotides long. RefSeq names its product integrin alpha 4 (gene itga4). Gene Ontology annotation, molecular function: integrin binding. Gene Ontology annotation, biological process: cell-matrix adhesion; cell-cell adhesion; cell adhesion mediated by integrin. Gene Ontology annotation, cellular component: external side of plasma membrane; integrin complex. The transcript is spliced from 29 exons. The coding region runs from base 381 to 3461 and encodes 1026 amino acids. NCBI's taxonomy places the organism in Eukaryota, Metazoa, Chordata, Actinopteri, Cichliformes, Cichlidae. The record is from RefSeq and is a predicted model, not a curated record.